This is a messenger RNA of Phaedon cochleariae (mustard beetle), 1622 nucleotides long. Lineage: Eukaryota; Metazoa; Arthropoda; Insecta; Coleoptera; Chrysomelidae. The record is from the annotation of a GenBank genome assembly.
GGAUUCCCCUACAGCCUACAGUUCUAUAGUGUUGAUCAGAUUAGUCUCCUCUUUGCUUGUGUUUUAUGGACAAAAUUAUUAUUUCCAUCGUAAGCUCUCUACUGUGAUCAGACAUCAGACUACAAACACAAUGGCUGCUGACCAUCUCAAACUACGGCUAACAGGAGGAUUAGAUAAUCCGACAUUUUGGGCUGCAUGUUUGAAAUCUUCCAUGGCUUAUAGUGGUGAAGGUCUACUUCUCAGAAAUAUUGGGAUAUAUCCGUAUACGAAUGAUUGGACAUCAACUGAUGAUCCAACAGUUGCCUUAGCUCCAACAAUGGCUUACAUUCUCUAUCAUGGCAGGGCUUUGAAAGCAAGGCAGAGACCUGACCGUGAUUCGGUGUUUUCUAUCUUGAUGGCAGAGUAUUUAAGUCCUGCCCUUCCAGCAGAUUUAUUUCUAGAUCAGGAGAAGGCACGAUUGGAGUUCAGAAAAAUCGUGUAUGGACUAGUAUAUAGAGAGGCAAAUUUAGCCCAGAUAAGUCCAGAUGCUACAAGGGAGAAGUAUCAAAGAAUCAUGCUGGCAAAAGAAGAUUUCUUUCCAGAACCAUUCCUCGAGAAUAUUAUACAAACUGAAGAGCACCCAAUUGCAGAUGACUGGCCACUGUUGGCUGAUAUUGACAUUACUCGUCCUGGUACACUUCCUUCUAUAGAGUCAGCUAUGAGAGUAUUAUAUUUCAUCGCCACUGAGGUGUCUGGCAAGAUGAAAAUUUUGGGACUAGAUAUUAUAGUGAAUGCAGUCAUUGCUGUCCACAAAAGAGCAAUAGUUAGUGAUGUCUACUUGGAAAAAAUUAAGAAUACAAUCAUGCUAGAUUUAAAAAUACAAGUAGAUAUAGCCCACAAGUAUAUAUACACCUUUUAUCAGCAAUUCGGAGGACAAAUUGAUGAUGCCAAUAUACACUUAUUGAUGAGAAGAAUAUGGGAAAACCAAAUCCCCAAAAAUGCACUAAGAUUUACACUUACUAUGAUGCAGACGUUCCCAGGAGGAUUAACAUCUUUGAUAACCAUUGGAAGAGCAAUUAAAAAGUAUGAUGACUUCAAUUGGGGUAUCAUCUUCAAUAUGUUUCCUGAAGAUACAGUGAAUUACUUCAAUGGAGUAACUGUUGUUGAUGGAAAUGUAUAUUAUGCCUUAAGACGUAACUUAGGAAUUGUUAAGACCACUUGUUAUGCAAACUUAGCUUGGAUAGCUCAGGAGCUUCUCAUUAGAGUAGGAGGAGAAUUGUCUUUGAGUGGGUAUCGUGGGUGGAAGUGUCCAGUGGCCCAAAAAAGUGCUGCAGACAAGUUGAUAGCUGCCUACAUCACUGGAAGAAAUCAGGGAAUCGAAAUUGUUAAUGAUAAUGAUCCAGGAAUUGUGAGACAUCCAUAUCAUGCACGUCUUCUUGAAUUGGUUAAAUCUGACAAAAACAGGCAAUUAUUUGGAAGAUAGAUGUUGAUGGAUGUCAUACAAUAUAAUAUACAAUUAUAUUCCUAUAAUAUAUGAUAAACUACUCUUGCAUUUACUUUAGAUUUUAAGUUUGUACUCUCAAAUGUAACUAUGAAUAUAACAUAAUAAUAUAAUAUUAUCUCAAGAUGAGAGAGGAAAACCU